CAGCAUGCCCCUAUCACUGGUGUCAUGGACGCAAGCACUUCUUGACACGUCUCCCCUAGUCUGACUGCACAUACUUAGUUCCAGCAUGCGAGGACCACCGACCAUCGGCAGAUGGGCUCUUCUGGUCACUACACCCUGGCAUCUCUGGGCCAAGCUCUGCGAGAAAGGGGAGUACCACAACGGCGUGGAGUGCUUCAAAUGCAAUCCUGGCAGUUGGAGCGAUAGCGAAGAGACACGUCAUGAGUGCCAGCCCUGCCCGGCUGGAAGGUGGACGGACCAGAAGGGCACCACCAGUGCCUCCGCCUGCUUCGAGUGCCCGGCGGGCAGGUGGUCUGGGGCCAUUGGUGCGGCUCAGGAAGAUGUCUGCAUUGCAUGCCAUGCUGGCAAGGCUUCAUCCUUGCUGGGCUCUCCGAACUUCAGCAGCUGCGAGCUGUGCGAGCCUGGGAAGUUCUCGGAUGAGGGGGCAGAAAGCUGCAGUUUGUGCUAUGCGGGAUCUUGGAGUGCGAGCAGUGGCGCCACGGGCAACGAGAGCCACUCCUGCACGCCCUGUGCAGCCGGCCGCUAUGUGGCCUUGGAAGGGCAAACGGAGGAUACUUGUGAUGUCCAUUUUCCGACCCAGUUGCGUCAGUUGCGGUGGAGGCUGAUCACGGCAGGUCUGCCGUGCCCUCUGGGUCGCUGGGCGGAGCACGACGGCUUCAGUGAGUGCUCCGAGUGCCCAGUGGGCCGUGUGGGGCUGAAGGCGGGUCAGUCCUUGCUGGACGAGGCUUGUAGUGAGUGCCCAGCUGGAAAGAGCAGUACGCUUGGUGGCCUCACCUGCUUCGGCUGCACUGCUGGCUCCUGGUCCUCAACAGGCUCGGACUGCCAGCCUUGCCCCAGCGGACGCUGGAGCGACGCCGUGGAGGCCACCGCCCAAGCGGCCUGCCAGUGGUGUGCGGCCGGGCGCUUCAGUGAGCUGCAAGGCGCCAGUGGCUCUGCGGUCUGCGAGUCCUGUGCGCCCGGCCGCUGGAACGACCAGCCGGGGCAAUCCGCCUGUGGCAACUGCACCGCGGGGCGUUUUCUGGCGACGCCUGGUGCUACAGCAGCCGAGCAAUGCCAGGCCUGUGGCAAAGGCCGUGCGAGUGGGCCUGGCGCCUUUGAAUGCUCGGACUGCGCGCCGGGCCGUCAUGCACCCAACGAGACCUCCGGUGCCUGCAUCAUGUGCAGCGCAGGGCGCUACGCGCAGGAGGCCCUGAGCAGCAGCUGCAGCUCUUGCCCUGCUGGAAGGUUUAGUGAAGAGCUGGGAGCCAGCCAGCAAGAGGCCUGUGUGGAUUGCAGCCCCGGAAGCUCCUCGGAGGAGGCCGCGAAUGCCUGCGAGGCAUGCGAGCCAGGCCGUUGGGUGAACGUCUCCCGGGCGACGGCCUGCGAGGGCUGUCCGGCGGGCACCGCCAGCAGCCAGCGGGGCGCCACCACGCAGGAGUGGUGCCUCCUUUGCGGCAUCGGCAACUUCAGCACUGCUGGUGCUGCUGCCUGCGAGCCCUGUGCCGCCGGACGUGCGAGCCGAGCGGUGGGCGUGUCCAUGUGCGAGGUUUGUGGUGAGGGGCAGUUCACGGCCUCGGUGGGCGAAAGUGAGUGCGAACGCUGCCCCGCGGGCCGCGCCGUGGGCCGCAGCGGCGCCAGUGCGGCGGAGGCCUGUGAGGUCUGUGUCCCUGGGCGCUGGGCUGCCGAGACAGGCACCUCCCAGUGCCAACAAUGCGCGCCUGGGCGAUGGCAGAACACGCCCGGAGCCCUGGAGUGUCUGGCCUGUGGGGCGGGGACCUCGAACUCCGCCUUGGGCGCCAGCAGUGAGUCCCUUUGUGCGCCCUGCCCCUUGGGAGCAUGGAGCGCUUCGGGCGCCGCGUUCUGCCCCCCCUGCGCCGCGGGGCGCUACGGAGCGCGACAGGGCGCCCGUCGCUGCGACGUGUGUCCCUCGGGGACCUUCAGUGCCGCCGAGGGCGCCACCAGUGCCGAGACCUGUGAGCCAUGCCCUUCUGGGCGCUUCUCAUCGCUGGACGACGAAAACGCCGAGAGUGGGGCCACCAGCUGUGAGCUUUGCCCACAGGGACGCUGGUCCGAGGUCUUAGGUGCCACUCGCUGCGUGAGCUGCCUGGCUGGGCGGGCCAGCGCAUGGAUGGGUGCGAACAGUGUGGAGGCCUGUGAGGCUUGUAGACCUGGGAGCUACAGCAAUGAGUCCUGGAGCUCUUGCGAAGCCUGCCCCAUGGGCCGUUGGAGUGAUUCUGAAGGCACCUCCCUGUGCACUGCCUGCGGCCUUGGCCGCUACAGCGCCGUCUAUGGCGCCACAACGGAGGCGGUGUGCCUCCACUGUGCGGUGGGGCGUUCGUCACCGGAGGCCGCCACAGACGCAGGCAGCUGCCAGCACUGCCCUGCUGGGCGUUGGAACGGGCAGGCGGGCGCCGCCUGCGCGGGUUGCCCAGCCGGGCGCGCCAGUGGCGCACUGGGCGCGACGGAGGAGGCCGUUUGCGAGGUGUGCCCUCGAGGCCGCUUCGCUCCAGUGGGUGCCGCAAGCUGCCUCCACUGCCCCGCUGGCCGCUUUGCCGACGCGGCCGAGAGCGGCCUCUGCGCGCCCUGCAGAGCGGGGCGCUACGGGCCGUCGGAGGGUGCCAUGAGCAAUAGGACCUGUUUUCCCUGCCCCUCCGGCUACUGGAGCUCGGACGAAGGAUCUUCCACCUGCUCAGGCUGCUCCGAGGGCUUCGUCAACAGCAACGAUGCCGCCGCCUCCGAAGGUGUUUGUGUGGAGGAUGUGUUCUAUGGCGCGGGAACGCUCUCACGAGGGAGUGCUCUUCUGGCACUGGUGCUCUUCUGGCUGACGGGCUGAGCCAACUUCUGAGUCUUGAGGGUGGAUGGAGCAGGAUGCCAAACGCGAUGCA
Molecule: messenger RNA, 2903 nt
Organism: Durusdinium trenchii
Lineage: Eukaryota; Dinophyceae; Suessiales; Symbiodiniaceae
Source: the annotation of a GenBank genome assembly